GGGCAACAGGUGUAGUGUGCAUAAUUUUUCCACCGACGCCAGAUUUGAUUACAGCGUCUGGUGCCUCAGCCACCGCCACCGCACCGCCACCGCCGCCGCCGAAUCGAAAACCUGGCCGUCUCCAUAUCCAUGUUCGUCUCUGAGGGGAGAGAAAUGACGUCGUCUGCUGGAGGGAUGUACAUGGCGUUCUCUCCCUCUCCCUCGGCUCCUCACUCUCCUCACCUUCCUGGUCUCCGCUCUCCCUCCUCUGCAUCUGCUGCUGCUCUACUCGAGCAAGAAAAGUAUCUCUCUGAGUUAUUGGCAGAGCGACAGAAACUUAGUCCGUUUAUGCCUGUGCUCCCUAAUAGUUACCGCUUGCUGAGCCAAGAAAUAUUGCGUGUAACCACACUAUUGGGGAAGGCAUCAGUUUUAGGUCAAAGUGGGCUUGAACAUGCUAGCCCCCUGGCUUCUGGAGGAAUAUUUUCAAACGGAGGCGCUGACAUGAAUGGAUGGCCAUCACGGUUUCAAUCAGAAAUGUCAGGUUUAUUACAACCCUCAUCAGCACAAAACUGGCUAAGUUCCCAAGGUAGUUCAUCAGGUCUUAUUGUGAAGAGAACCAUCAGAGUAGAUGUUCCUGUUGACAACUACCCUAAUUAUAACUUUGUCGGCCGCCUCCUAGGACCUAGAGGAAACUCUCUCAAGCGAGUGGAGGCAAGCACCGAUUGCCGAGUUUUGAUCAGAGGGCGUGGCAGCAUUAAGGAUCCAGCUAGGGAAGAAAUGAUGAGAGGAAAACCAGGUUAUGAGCAUUUGAACGAGCCCCUUCAUAUCCUAGUUGAGGCCGAAUUGCCAGUUGAAAUUAUUGAUGCUCGCCUACUGCAAGCCAAGGAGAUUCUCCAAGACUUGCUCAAACCAAUAGAUGAAUCGCAUGACUUCUACAAGAAACAACAGCUACGAGAGCUAGCCAUGCUUAAUGGCACACUUCGUGAAGAGGGUUCACCUAUGUCCAGUUCCGUGUCACCCUUCCACAAUAGCCUUGGAAUGAAGAGAGCCAAAACUAGGGGGUAAGUGGAACUGUUCCUUCAUAGAAGAGGCUUUUGGAGAUCGUUUUCUAGUGUCUGGGAGUAAUCAGCAGUCCCAUUCCGAGGUGUUGCCUGCAGCCAAUGCCUUCAACUGCAAUCGGGGCACUCGCACUCUUUCGUGCAGGUUCUUACUAAAAUUUAUGUGGUGUGUUUAUGUAAUAUUUGGAAGAGAAGGUAAUGUAAUGACAUGGAAAAUGUCAAGCAGUUAAGGAUUACUAGCGAUCUGGGGGGCUUGCUUAUAAGAUAUAUAUAUAUAUAUAUAUACAUAUAUAUAUAUAUAUAUAUAUUUGUUGCUUUAGCAGUUAAUGGUUUGAAAAAUCUCUCCAAAAAUUUUAUGUGUGUUAUUUACUAGGCUUUAUUUUUUUUUUUUAUAAGGUUAUGAUGGAAGUUCUGAUAUUAUAUAGGAUGGUGGGUUCUAUCGGACUUAAAAAAAGGGUUAAGGUUUGUAAGGGAAUGUGAGGCACAGGGCACAUUGAUUUAUUAAGUUGUCUUUUCUUUCUGUUGGGAGUGCUUUGUACUAGGAAGAGUAGAAAUCUUACCCCCCUGAAGAACAUUCUUUAUUAUUUCUUUCUUAUAUGAUCUAGAGAUUAAAAAGCAUUGGUCUAUUAUUUCCCCUU
Messenger RNA from Momordica charantia (bitter melon), 1675 nucleotides. Its product is annotated as KH domain-containing protein At5g56140. NCBI's taxonomy places the organism in Eukaryota, Viridiplantae, Streptophyta, Magnoliopsida, Cucurbitales, Cucurbitaceae. Gene Ontology annotation, molecular function: mRNA binding. Gene Ontology annotation, biological process: regulation of mRNA splicing, via spliceosome. Gene Ontology annotation, cellular component: nucleus. The record is from RefSeq and is a predicted model, not a curated record.